CAGAGACAACUAAAGCUGAAAUAGAAUCAAUCCUAACACCAGAAACCAAGGGCAACAACUCUGUAUUCGAAAAUGAUACCCCUUCAUGUUUUGAUACAUCGUCAAAGGUGACUUCUGAGACUAGAGCCGAUGCACGCAGAAGCUUGUUCGCAGUCAAGCGUCUAGCUGAAGAUGAUCUUUCUAACGAUACUCCUCGAAAAAGAUGCGUCAAAUAGAGAAUGAUUUAGCUACAUUAACUACUCAGAAUGUCAUUACGGCAGUAGAACGUCUCGAAUCUCGUUAUUUGGUAGCCGAUGGAUCACGUGACUACAUUCUACCUUCAGUACAAGGAAAACAUGGCGACCUCAAAUCCAUCACACCGGAAACAAUGGCAAAAGUGUUGAACGGUCAUUACAGUGACAAGAUUGGGAAAGUCACAAUCGUAGAUUGCAGGUACCCGUACGAAUUUGAUGGCGGACACAUCCGAGGCGCUGUCAACUUGUACACAAAAGAUGACGUCAACAGUCUUCUCCAGUCACGUGACGUGACAGAAAAACCACACAUUCUUAUAUUUCACUGUGAAUUCUCAUCUGAAAGAGGUCCAAAAAUGUAUCGUUUUCUAAGAAGCCAGGAUCGUGAAUUGAAUAAGGAACAUUAUCCAAAACUAAACUUUCCGGAAGUCUAUUUACUUGAUGGCGGUUACAAAGCUUUCUUCACAUCACAAAAGUGUCAAAAGGAAUACUCAUUUGCCACAUAG
Messenger RNA from Ruditapes philippinarum (Manila clam), 736 nucleotides. RefSeq names its product M-phase inducer phosphatase-like. The transcript is spliced from 5 exons. The coding region runs from base 203 to 736 and encodes 177 amino acids. Gene Ontology annotation, molecular function: protein tyrosine phosphatase activity. Gene Ontology annotation, cellular component: nucleus; cytoplasm. Gene Ontology annotation, biological process: protein dephosphorylation; G2/M transition of mitotic cell cycle; positive regulation of G2/M transition of mitotic cell cycle. Lineage: Eukaryota; Metazoa; Mollusca; Bivalvia; Venerida; Veneridae. The record is from RefSeq and is a predicted model, not a curated record.